This is a messenger RNA of Carica papaya (papaya), 230 nucleotides long. RefSeq lists its product as uncharacterized. The record is from RefSeq and is a predicted model, not a curated record. NCBI's taxonomy places the organism in Eukaryota, Viridiplantae, Streptophyta, Magnoliopsida, Brassicales, Caricaceae.
AUAACUCCUUGGAGAUCAAAUUGAAGAAACCAGAAAAGAAAUUAGAGAGAAAUAAUUUUAGAGGAAGAAUGAACGAGAAGAAGACUGCAAUGUUGAUAGGAUUUGCAGGUGCAGCAAUCACUUUAUGUGCAUACUCACAGACCUUCAUCUCCCCAACUCAGUGCAUCACACUCGGCCUCCUUGUUCUCAUCUUCGGCUUGCUCGUAGGAGAAGGUUUCAUCCCUCUUUGA